AGGCAACAUAAACUGCGACAAGUUAUACAGCUGCAUCAACUAUGAUAAAAAUGAAAAUAUUCACCCUCGUACUGGGCGUGAUCAUUAUAGGGGUAGCAGAGAUCUCAGCCGACGAAUCAGAGAGCACCUCCCCCGAUGACGGACCAAUCGCAUCGCAAGAAAAUAAUGUUGAACAGAGACGGGUAGAUGUUCCCGAGGUGGUUUUACAAUUGAAAUAUGAUAAAGGGGAACUGAAUAGGAUAUAUUUGACGCAGUUCCGAAAGGAUUCGAAAGCGUGGGUGCCCUCAGUGUCUGCCCGAAGCAACUUGUGUGCGGACUUGUGCCACGCAGGACUUGGUGGAGAGGCCUGUGGAGUGAGCAUCUGUUCCCAGCUGAUCCCCAUAGGGCUGCAGACGGCUCUAAGAGACGCAAACCGGAGUGACGUCACCUACGGAGUACCACGAUACAAUGUCUGCCCUUCAUUGUGCCAGAAUCAACUUGGGGCCCCACUAUGCAACUGUAAACCGCCCACGAAGGAGCACGACCAUGCCGUCAACUGGAGCGAGGUGUGCGCGGCUUUCUGCUACGACGGUUACACACUUAAUGGUUGUCCAACCUGCGAAUCAUCAAGCACAGAGGCUACAGUGAGCUUGCAAUCAUCACGGGUCCUUUCGACCUAUGAGGGGUGGGCAGCAUGGUGCAACGUGCAAUGCAGGCAGGGCCAGGGUGGCGCCGCCUGCAACUGCGACCGGACCCCGUUCCAGUAACCAAAUACGAAGAAAACACCACAAAUAAUAAACAACAAGAUCGUAUGUAUAACUUAAAAAAAAUAUGUGUAAAUUACUGAUUUUAACUUUCUGAAAAACUGUACCUACAUACCAAGUCAAUCUUCUUUUAACCUGGAUACCAUAUUAUUGGCUGACUGUACCCAUGUAUUAUAUUAAAUAUCACAAAUAAUAGACAACAAGAUCGAAUAUGUAUAAUUUAAAAAAAAUGUACUGGGUGAGUCUCGACAUUUGUAGCGACAAAAUUCGAUCGUUAAGUUGCGAUUUUUUUUAUUUUACAAUACCUAUGUGUUUGUACAGUUUAAUAUCUAAUAAUGGAAUCUGUGGCUUAGUAAUCGUUUUGUCGUAAUUAUUGUCGAGACUUUUAGCUUAGAACAUCAUUUCAAAGAAUCAGUCGGGUAUUAAGUAAAAAAAUGCCCCUUAAUGUUACAAAAUGUAUUGGAACAAGAUCGUUUAUUGUAUGGUCGUUAGAUAUAUUGGAAAUGCCACAAAAGCUAGUCAACAAGAUUCGUUAAUUCUAUUUCUACUAUUUUUGGUUUCAUAAAUUUUACAUUUAUGCAACAUAAAAUGGCAAUAUGGUAUGUAUGAUUCGUUAUAUAUUACACAGGUAUUAUUUAUUUAUAAUAUAGCUUAAAGCCGAUUUAAACAUGUAUAUUCAGAAGAGAAGGGAUACGGGAAUAGUACGGAGAACAGCAGAAUAACCUACUCGAAUUUGUCAAGUUCAUUCAUUGGACUAUCGACUUUAUGUCUGUACAACAAAGUUGGAGUUGUAAUAAAGACAUUUGACAGAAUAGGAUAGAUUGAUUUGCCGGCCAAUAUUUGAUCGUACAAUGAAAAGUGAUCUAGUUUUACAAAUGUACCUAAAUCAGUUAUUAAUUCAUUAUUCCUUGUCGAAGGUUUUAAUAGGAUUGAAAUUAAAUUUUCGUUGAUUCGUUUAAAUGAAUGUAUUUAUCAAGUUUAAAAAUUAAUACACAUUAUAAAAUAUAAUUUAAAU
Spodoptera litura is the source of this 1758-nucleotide messenger RNA. RefSeq lists its product as uncharacterized. The record is from RefSeq and is a predicted model, not a curated record. NCBI's taxonomy places the organism in Eukaryota, Metazoa, Arthropoda, Insecta, Lepidoptera, Noctuidae.